Molecule: messenger RNA, 1701 nt
Organism: Eruca vesicaria subsp. sativa (arugula)
Lineage: Eukaryota; Viridiplantae; Streptophyta; Magnoliopsida; Brassicales; Brassicaceae
Source: the annotation of a GenBank genome assembly
CCACCCCACACCACACUAUAAUCUCACAAGUAGUACACUGAUCAAAAAAGGCUAAGUAAUAUCUCUUUUCACCAUGAAGAUAAAGAUAACUAGCAAAACCCAUGUGAAACCAAACAAGCCAAUACUAGGGAAGAAACAAUUCCAUCUCACCACAUUUGAUCUUCCUUACCUAGCUUUCUACUACAACCAGAAGUUUCUGCUCUACAAGUUCCAGAACCUUCUAGAUCUAGAGGAACCCACUUUCCAAAACAAUGUCGUGGACAAGCUCAAGGAUGGUUUGGGCUCGGUUCUUGAAGACUUCUAUCAGCUUGCCGGUAAGCUGGCCAAGGACGAGGAAGGGGUCUUUCGGGUUGAGUACGAUGCUGACGAUGGAGAGAUCAACGGCGUGGAGUUCACCGUUGCUGAUGCUGCUGACGUCAGCGUUGAUGAUCUCACGGCUGAGGACGGGACGGCUCAGUUCAAGGAGUUGGUUCCGUACAAUGGGAUCUUGAACUUGGAAGGACUUAGCAGGCCUCUCCUUGCUGUCCAGGUGACGAAGCUUAAAGAUGGGCUUGCAAUGGGCCUAGCAUUCAACCACGCAAUCCUCGACGGAACAGCCACAUGGCACUUCAUGAGCUCAUGGGCCGAGAUCUGCCGUGGAUCCCAAACCAUCUCAACCCCACCAUUCCUCGACCGCUCCAAGGCGCGUGACACGCGCGUGAAACUCGACCUCGCUUCCCCAAAUGACCCCAACGCGCCUUCCAACGGCGACGCCACAUCGGAACCGCCGCAACUUGUAGAAAAAGUCUUCAAGUUCUCAGACUCAGCCAUCCACACGAUCAAGUCAAGAGUCAACUCAACCGUCCCAUCCGACGGCUCAAAAAAGCCCUUCUCCACUUUCCAGUCCCUCACAUCACACAUCUGGCGCCACGUCACCCUCGCGCGUGGGCUUAAACCCGAAGACAUAACUGUCUUCACUGUCUUCGCUGACUGUCGCAAACGCGUUGACCCUCCCAUGCCCGAGGAGUACUUCGGGAACAUGAUCCAGGCCGUCUUCACGGGGACGGCGGCGGGGCUGCUGGCGGCGCACGGGCCGGAGUUCGGAGCUUCGGUGGUGCAGAAAGCCAUCGUGGCGCACGACGCGCGUGUGGUGGACGCGCGUAACGAGGAGUGGGAGAAGUCUCCGAAGAUAUUUCAGUUUAAAGACGCGGGAGUGAACUGCGUGGCGGUUGGGAGCUCGCCGAGGUUUAGGGUUUAUGAGGUGGAUUUUGGGUGGGGUAAACCGGAAACGGUUAGGAGCGGUUCGAAUAACCGGUUUAAUGGGAUGAUGUAUUUGUACCCCGGGAAAGCUGGAGGUGUGAGCAUUGAUGUGGAGAUUACUCUUGAAGCUCAUGUCAUGGAGAAGUUAGAGAAGAGCAAAGAGUUUUUAGUUAUGGAGGAGGAGGAAGAUGGAAACAAGGUCAGUAAUGGCAAUGGGCAUGCUAAUGGUAAUGGUAACGGGUUUGUUUGAGGAGACGAUCAAAGCUAGUUUCAUUAAUGUGGAAGACCCUCUAGUUAUGUUGAUAAUAAUCAGCAGAUUGCUGACGUGGAAUUUAUGUAUUUGUUUAUGUUGUUGUGUGUUGAUUUUGAACUUUGGAGUGUUUGGACAUGGUUCUUAAGUGGUUUAGUUGCUGUUUAAAAUUUAAGAUUCAAUUGUGAGUGGGAGAAUGUUUUCGUUACGAC